ACCGGUGGCACACAGUUACCUGUGCAGCCCUUCCUGCUUGCGGGUGUGUUCAUGUUUCUGCCUGAUGUUUACGCCUUCUUUCUGUUUUCUUUUGCAUGUUUUCUCGGCUGGAUUGCAAUAGAGAAGAAGAAAAUGAGGGCAAGACUGAAACCGUGCAGAAAGCUGGCUUUAUCAAAGGCCCAGUGUUCAAAGGUGUUGCUUCUAGUCGCUUUUUGCCCAAAGGCACCAAAACAAAGGUUAACCUUGAGGAGCAAGGAAGACAGAAGGUGUCUUUCAGCUUUAGCUUAACCAAGAAAACCUUACCGAACAGAUUUCUGGCCGGUCUGGGAAACGAGAAACAAAAUGAAACUCAGAACUCCCCAGCAGUACCCUUACAGACUGAUUUUAACCCCAAAAUUAAAAUGGACCUUGGGGAUGCUGCUGGUUCGGCGGAGGAGUCUUCACCUCCAAAACCGAAGGUAGAACUGGGGAAGAUCCAUUUUAAGAAGCAUUUACUUAGCGUCACAACCAAACCCCCCCCACCAGCUGCAGCAGCGACCUUACUGCCGCCGCCACCGGCUCUGGCACCGGUAACGGAACCAGUGGCAGCAGGCGUGGACUUUCCAUCAGCACCACCACCACCUCCACCAACAGCAUCACCAGCAGCACCAAUGCCGGUCCCCGCUGCAGCAGCCUUGCCACAGCUGCCCAUCACGCUCAUGUCGACGCUGUUGCUGUCACCGCCUGUAGAAGCAGAAGUCCCAGCUUCGAAGGAGCCGUGUCACGUCGUCCCUAAGGAGGCUCUGGAGCUGGACCUUAAGCAGGAUGCGGUAUCGCACGGUUUGGAAGAGCACAUAACUCAACACGUGGCCGAGCAGGUGGAAGUAACUCCACAGAAGGAAGAUUCCCAUAUUGGGAAAGAUGAUGAGGUUUCAGACAGCUCCAAGGGUGCUUCUUUGUGCUCUAGGAAACUGGGCUCCAAAAGGAAGUUCUCCCAGUCUGACGGCACGUUGCUGGGCUCUGAGUCUGAUGAAGAUUCCGUGAGGACUUCCUCCAGCCAGCGCUCGCAUGAGCAGAAGAUAUCCAGUGCGGAAAAGGAGAGGGAUCCCAGGAAAAGCUCUUCCUCUCUCCGAGGAGAAGAGCUGAAGUCCUCCUCACGCUCCAAAUCGGACAGAGAUGAGAAGUAUUCUAGCUAUUCGAAAUCGGAACGAGAUUCGCGGUAUGCAUCCUCCCGAUCCAGGUCAGACAGAGAGAGAAGGCGAAGCCGGUCCCAUUCUCGGUCCCGGUCGGAUCGCAGCUCCCGAACCAGCUCUUCCUACUCGAGGUCGGAGCGCUCGCAUUACUACGAAUCUGACCGCAGGUAUCACCGGAGCUCCCCGUACAGAGAAAGGUCAAGAUACUCCCGCUCGUACGCAGACUCCAGGGGGAGGGAGAGCUCUGAUUCGGAAGAGGAGUACAGGAGGACGCAUUCCAGAUCCAGUGACUCGAGGCGCACGUCGUCCCACUCCUCGUACAGGGAGUCAAGGACUUCUUACUCUAAAUCAGACAGGGACAGCAAAGUAGAGUCAUCUCAUGCUGACACGGAGAGGAGAGGAAAGUCUUCUUCAAAAGCAGAUAGAGAUUCAAAACGGACUUCAGAAAGUGAAGUAACCAAAAGGUGCUCUCCCCUUAACGAGCUCGGGUAUCGAAAGGGGACUUCCCAUUCUAAGCCUGACAGUAAUGUGAAUUCUUCCCGUUAUAAGUCCACCCCUUCAAAGAUCCCUGCACCAAAGCCUGAUAAAUUUAAAAGUUCUUUCUGUUGUACAGAAUCAGUUGAAGAAAUAAAACAGCAGUCUAAUUCUCUAGAUUUAGAGACCUCUUGUCUAAAAAGCAAUGAGAUCAGAGUGUCCAUUGCAAAAAGAUUUGAAAGGGAAAAGACACUUUCUCCAUUAAAUCAGUUAAAUGAUUCCCCCGCUUUUAAAAAGACAGAUGAAUCGAAAGCUGCUUUUCCUCACUCAGGGUCUGAGGAACUCGCAGGGAAUGAAUGCCAUGACAGUGUUAAGGAACAAGAGACUUCAAUGAGGGUAAAGCACGAGCAAUUGAGAACGUGUUUCCCUAUGGAAAUGAAUAUAAAUGGGUCCCCAGAGGGUAGCUCUGUCGAUCUGGCGACUCCCAGUGCCUCCAAAGCAGAGGAUGUCGCGGUGUCUUCUGAUGAUAGUUUGUGUCGGUUGGAAGCGUCGCACGUCGGAAGGACGAGUAACUCGUAUCCGCUGCCGUCGAAUGGGUUUGAGAGCACGUACGCCCAUAAGGAGCACGAGCCCGAAGAUUCUCACAUCCAGUCCAGCGAGUGUAGCAGCCUGUUCAAGGAGGACGAGGCUCUGGUCCUGGAGCAGCAAGGUGAAGCUAUGCCUUCGCCGGUUGUGAAUGUAGAUCAUUCCAAAAUUUCAGCGAAGAAGCUGGAGGAUCAGGCAGCUCCCUGUGACAAAACCAAAGAACCAGUUUUCUGCUACGCUUCAGACGACGCUGCUCCUUCUUUGUAUCAUGCGGAGGUUGAGAUCGAAGUUGAACCAGCAGAUGUGAAAGUGACUUCCGAGGCGUUUCUGGACUUGCACGUUGAACCGCAGACGGUGACGUGCGACUACGAAAGCACAGAGGAUCCGAAUUCAAAGCCCGUGCGUGAUGAGGAGCAGUAUCACGUUAACCCACCCCAUCAAGCUGGCCUGGCUGUGGAUAGUUCGAGCAGGGAUUCUGCCCAGGAGUGUUCCCCUGGAAUCAGGCAGGACUGUCCUGUGGUUACGGAGCAUCUGGAGGAAAACAUCCCCUCCGAGGGGGACAGGGCCCCGCCGAGCUGCUCAGGAGCUGGGGAGGUGCUUGAGAUGGACGCUCAGCACGUCGACCUGAACUCGGCGCAGGGCAAGCUGUCACUCAAGGAUGAGCAUUCCUAUUAUUCCCAAGUGCCACUGGAGCACUGCAGCAGAGAGGAGGCAGUGGAGGAAAUGGCCGUUACUACUGAGACAGCCGGUUGUGAUGACCUGAAAGAGCAAGGCCAGGGAGCGUCUGCCGAGGACGACGGAGGGAACGAGCCCUUGGUGGCUUCGGUUUUUCCAGACGCUUCGUUUCCAUCUUGCGAUGUUGUGGGGACUGCGGAAGAGCCAGAAGCCGUAACACAAGCCCCGACGUGUGACAGCAGUGGCGGUGCCUCCGAAUUCGCUCCCGCUCCCCAUGACGACUAUUCCGACACGGCCGAGAGCGACAGCGAGCCGGGUAGCGACGACAGUGACUCAGAGGAUUCUGAUUCUGAUGACAGCGUGCCACGGAAGCGGCUGCAGUCCGUUGUGGUUGUCCCAAAGAACUCGAGCAUCGUGGUGGAGGACAGCAGCCCCUGCUCCUCGCGGAGCAGCCAGGGCACCCGGCGCUACUCCGACCACUGGGACGACGAGAGGCCGGAACCAAGCAGGCCCUACUAUGAGGAGAGACCGGAGGCUAUGGCGAGUAACAACGGGCCCCAGGCUGAGAGCAGAUGCUCUCCAAGAGGGAUGGAGAAGAGUCCGGCCUCGUCUACCGAGCUCAGCAGGAAGGACGGUGAAGAGCUGCGGGCAGACGCGUGCCAGCCGCAGAGCGACGGCGUGGACAGCACAAGCCAGGCAGAUCUGGCAGUAGAUUCUCAAGGCAAACCCAACCCAGAUGAGAGCAUGCUUAAUGAGCUGAUGUCCAUUGGUAGACCGCUCGGCCGGCAAGAAGAGCAGCCGUUUUGUGUGCCUGAGAGCUUUGAGGGCGCCGAUAAGUCUUGCCAUCAGAUGAGCUUUUCCAAGCCAGACAGCCGGCAGGGGAGCGGGGUGCUCGAUCCGUCUGGCCUUGGAGACUGCUCCAGGGAGGACGGUUUUCAUCCAGUGGAGGGUAUGGGUGGCGUGAGCUGGGACUUGCAGGCGGAGAAGCCCAGCAGCACCUAUCAGCAGCCGGAUAGCAGCUUCGGGCUCUACUCGGGCUAUGUUUACCAGCCAGGCACGGGAGCCUACAGCAGCUCUCAGAACUGCUGGCAGGGCAACGGCUACUGGGACGCGAGAUCUGCCGGCCGGCCUGCUGGAGGCAACUACGAACGAGUUCAAGGACAAGUGCCGGAUUCUCUAACGGAGGAUCACGAGGAGUACGAGGAUGACCGCUGGGAUGAUGAGUGCAAGCCUGGCUUCCCCAGCCCUUCCAGUAAGUUCCACGCUCCUGGGCAGAAAGAGACGGGCUCGGUGCAAGCCCACGAGAUCAGCAGCAACUCAAGCAAGGAGCCGGUGUCUGGUGCUGAGAAAAAGGAGGAGGUGAAGGCUUUGGAAAAGAACGAUGUGAAGGAGCGGGGCCCGCCCAAAAAACGGCGGCAGGAGCUGGAGAGCGACUCCGAGAGCGAUGCGGACUCGAGGGAGAGGAAGAAGGUGAAGGUGGAGGGCGAGCAGGAGGUGACACCGCAGGACUCCUCCAUGGUCGGCCGCCCGUGCAUCAUGGACGACUUCCGCGACCCGCAGCGCUGGAAGGAGUUUGCCAAGCAGGGGAAAAUGCCCUGUUACUUUGACCUCAUUGAGGAGAACGUGUACUUGACGGAAAGGAAGAAGAGCAAAUCCCACCGGGACAUCAAGCGAAUGCUGUGCGAAUGCCCUCCUCUCUCCAAGGAAGAGCGGGCGCAGGGGGAGGUUGCUUGUGGAGAAGACUGCCUGAACCGCCUGCUCAUGAUCGAGUGUUCUUCCAGGUGCCCAAAUGGUGACUACUGCUCCAACCGACGCUUCCAGAAGAAGCAGCACGCAGAUGUUGAAGUAAUCCUCACUGAGAAGAAAGGCUGGGGGCUCAGAGCUGCCAAAGAUCUCCCAUCAAACACUUUUGUGUUGGAGUACUGCGGGGAGGUGCUGGACCACAAAGAGUUCAAGGCACGCGUGAAGGAGUAUGCCCGCAACAAGAACAUCCACUACUACUUCAUGGCUUUGAAGAAUGACGAGAUCAUAGAUGCUACGCAGAAAGGAAACUGCUCUCGUUUUAUGAACCACAGCUGUGAACCGAACUGCGAGACACAAAAGUGGACUGUGAAUGGGCAGCUCAGAGUUGGGUUCUUCACCACCAAGCUGGUCCCGUCGGGCUCUGAGCUGACCUUUGAUUACCAGUUCCAGAGAUACGGCAAAGAAGCUCAGAAAUGUUUCUGUGGCUCAGCCAACUGCCGGGGCUACCUGGGAGGAGAGAACAGGGUCAGCAUCCGGGCUGCAGGGGGGAAGAUGAAGAAGGAACGCUCCCGUAAGAAGGAUUCGGUGGACGGGGAGCUGGAGGCACUGCUGGAGAACGGGGAGGGCCUCUCGGACAAGAACCAAGUUCUCAGCUUGUCCCGGCUGAUGGUGCGCAUCGAGACCCUGGAGCAGAAGCUCACCUGCCUCAAGCUCAUCCAGAACACGCACUCGCAGUCCUGCCUGAAAUCCUUCCUGGAGUGCCACGGCUUGUCUCUGCUCUGGAUUUGGAUGACGGAGCUGGGCGACGCCAGGGGAAGCACCGCCAACAACCUGAAGCUGCAGCUGGAGAUAAUGAAGACGCUGGAGCUGCUGCCGAUACCCACCAAGAACAUGCUGGAGGAGAGCAAGGUGCUUCCCAUCAUCCAGCGCUGGGCUCAGACCAAGAGUGCCAUCCCGCAGCUCAGCGAAGGCGAUGGGUACUCGAGCGAGAACACGUCGCGCGCUCACACACCGCUCAACACGCCGGAGCUCUCCGCCAAGCAGAGUGCUGAAGGAGACACGGACACCCCCAAGAAACUGGUGUUUCGGAGGCUCAAAAUUAUAAGUGAGAACAGCAUGGACAGCGCUAUCUCGGAUACAACUAGCGAGCUGGAGGGGAAGGAAGGCAAAGAGGACCUGGACCAGCUGGAGGUCGCCCCGACGGAGGUGUCAGAGGAGCAGCAGCUGCAGCAGGAGGUGAAAGUGGCCGCGGACACACCGGUGGAGAGCAGCAAGCCCCAGGAGCUGGAGGCUGAGCCUGAAGCAGAGGUCAAGGAGAGCAAUGGCACCAAGCUGGAGGAGCCCAUCACGAUGGAAACGCCGUCUCAGGACGAAGAGGAAGGAGUGUCUGACGUCGAGAGCGAGAGGAGCCAAGAGCAAACGGACAAAAUUGUGGAUGUGAGCGACUUGGCCACCAGGCUGCUCGACAGCUGGAAAGACCUGAAGGAGGUGUACCGAAUCCCAAAGAAGAGUCAAGCAGAAAAGGAGAGCAGUGCUGACCGAGGCAGAGAGGCAGCUGGCCUCAGGGAUCAGACUCCCACACCGAAGAACCCUGUCCUGAGCCGCACGGAUCCCGAGCGACAGAGCCUGAGCAAGGAGAAGAAGAGAAGGCGAGACUCGCUGUCCCCUCCGGCCUCAGCGUAUGAGCGGGGCACCAAGAGGCCCGAGGACAGGUAUGACACGCCGGCAUCCUCAAAGAAGAAAGUCCGCCUCAAGGACCGCAACAAGCUGUCGACCGAGGAGCGCAGGAAGCUGUUCGAGCAGGAGGUGGCCCAACGGGAGGCCCAAAAGCAACAACAACAACUGCAGAACCUGGGCAUGACGUCCCCCCUUCCCUACGACUCCAUGGGCUAUGGCACGCCUCACCACAGCUUCAUCGGCUACCCGCCCGGCUACCCCAUGCAGGCCUACGUGGACCCCAGCAACCCCAACGCGGGCAAGGUGCUGCUGCCCACCCCAAGCAUGGACUCUAUGUGCUCCCCAGCAGCGUACGAGCACCCGCAGCCCUUGGUGGGGCACACGGUGGAACCCACCCUGCCCACUCCCCAGCCGGUCCCAGUAGUCCAACAUGUAGCAACGCCGAUGGAGGUGACGACCCCUCAGUAUGUAGCACAAAGCGACGCCGUGGUCCACCAAGAACCCAACGUGGCCGUCCUGCCCGUGCCCACCACGGGACCGGUGCAAGGGCAGAGCUACGGGGUGUGGGAUUCCAGCCAGCAGACGGUGGCCGUGCAGCAGCAGUACUCGCCAGCCCAAUCCCAGCCAGCCAUAUAUUACCAGGGCCAGACCUGUCAGACUGUUUAUGGGGUGACAUCCCCCUACUCGCAGACGACCCCGCCGAUCGUACAGAGCUACGCCCAGCCAGGCCUGCAGUACAUCCAGGGGCAGCAGAUCUACACGGCCCACCCGCAGGGAGUGAUCGUGCAGCCCCCGCCUGCCGUCACCACCAUCGUGGCAGCCGGGCAGCCACAACCCAUCCAGCAGCCAGAGCUUGUGGUGAGCAACAACCUCCUGGACCUGCCUCCGCCAUCCCCUCCCAAACCCAAAACCAUCGUCCUGCCUCCCAACUGGAAAACAGCCCGAGACCCCGAGGGGAAGAUCUACUACUACCACGUGGUAACGAGGCAAACCCAGUGGGACCCUCCGACGUGGGACAGCCCAGGGGAUGACGCCAGCCUGGAACACGAAGCGGAGAUGGACCUGGGGACCCCAACCUAUGAUGAAAACCCAAUGAAG
Messenger RNA from Numida meleagris (helmeted guineafowl), 7424 nucleotides. It is a transcript of the gene SETD2, whose product is annotated as SET domain containing 2. Gene Ontology annotation, molecular function: histone H3K36 methyltransferase activity; protein binding. Gene Ontology annotation, cellular component: chromosome; nucleus. Gene Ontology annotation, biological process: regulation of DNA-templated transcription. The record is from RefSeq and is a predicted model, not a curated record. Lineage: Eukaryota; Metazoa; Chordata; Aves; Galliformes; Numididae.